Messenger RNA from Amphiprion ocellaris (clown anemonefish), 922 nucleotides. RefSeq names its product steroidogenic acute regulatory protein 2 (gene star2). Gene Ontology annotation, biological process: steroid biosynthetic process; regulation of steroid biosynthetic process; intracellular cholesterol transport. Lineage: Eukaryota; Metazoa; Chordata; Actinopteri; Pomacentridae. The transcript is spliced from 7 exons. Gene Ontology annotation, cellular component: mitochondrial intermembrane space; mitochondrion. The record is from RefSeq and is a predicted model, not a curated record. Bases 37 to 876 code for a protein of 279 amino acids. Gene Ontology annotation, molecular function: cholesterol binding; cholesterol transfer activity.
UCUGUUGCUUUGCUGUCAUUUCCAAAGACAGACAACAUGCUGCCUGCCGUUGUAAAGCUGUGCUGUGGAAUCUCUUACCCUCAUCUAAGAAGCAUGACAGGACUUCAACGCACAGCUUUGGCAGUAAUAGGUCUGGAGAUCACGGACCUGCAGCGAUGGGGACAAAGCCAACAUCACAAGAGACCACAAGCCGGUUUACAUUUUAAUGAGGCCAAACCAGAACGUACAAAGCCUGCACCAGCCACAGAAGAUGAGCUGUUCUAUGUGCAACAAGGUCGAGGUGCAAUGAGCAAAGCUCUCAGCAUGUUGGAGGACAAAGAAGGAUGGAAGUUUGAGAUCGCAGCGAGCAACGGCGAUGUGAUCUGUAGCAAAGUGAUGCCGGGGGCCAGGAAGGUGUUCAAGCUCGAGGCCGUCCUGGAAGCCAGUGUGGAAGAACUCUAUGACCUCCUGUUUGUCAGAGUUGAGGAGAUGCAUCAGUGGAACCCAUGUGUACAGCAAAUCAAAGUUCUAAAACAUGUUGGACCAGAAACGAUUGUCACUCAUGAGGUUUUAGCUGAGACAGCAGGCAGCGUGAUUGGCCAAAGGGAUUUCCUGAGUGUCAGACACAGUUGCAAACAAAAGUCCACCGUUUAUCUCGGAGGAGCAGCGAUUCAGCUAGAGUCAUUCCCACCUCAGGCAGGCUUUGUGAGAGCCGAGGAUGGACCGACCUGCAUCAUUAUACGAGCUCUGGACGAGGAUUCAACAAAAAGCCGCUUCACAUGGCUUCUUAACAUAGACGUCAAGGGCUGGCUCCCAAAGUCCAUUGUCAAUCAAGCUUUGCCCCAAGUCCAGUUGGAUUUCACCAGACACCUCCGCAGACACCUCAGCCUGAGCUGACUGACUCUAUGAGAUACCGUCACCACAGCGGCACCUUGUCGUCACU